GGCUCGGCAGCAAACUAUCAUCGUUUGGAAACAGGAAGAUAUUCUUACUCAAAUGCAGACAGACAGGGAUCAUACCAAGACACAUUACAGACGGGACCAGAAACUUGGGCAUGCUUUUGGAUUUGACCGAUGGACAUAUGGGGGACCGCAUUCGGGAUUUCAAUACCAGGAAUGGGGUUUUUCCAAUCAAUAAAAGCUCGAUAUGGAAACGAAGCAGUUUCACUGCUCAAACAAUGGGUCAGGCUCGGCAGCAAACUAUCAUCGUUUGGAAACAGGAAGAUAUUCUUACUCAAAUGCAGACAGACAGGGAUCAUACCAAGACACAUUACAGACGGGACCAGAAACUUGGGCAUGCUUUUGGAUUUGACCGAUGGACAUAUGGGGGACCGCAUUCGGGAUUUCAAUACCAGGUUGAAUAACAAAUUAAUUAAUUUAGAAAUAUCACUCACUAUUUCAACUAUCAAUCGUAUAGAAAAAUCACUGAAACAAGUAAGAGAGAAAGUUUUGACAUUGAUUCCGGGUGAUGUUGUUGACGAAUUUGGUAAAAGACAACAAGGGUCAUGUGAUAAAAAAUUCAAAACCAUCAAAAAAAAGAACAUAAACAAAUUUCAAAACUUGAAGUCGCAACAGCAUCACUUAACAAUCAAAACACAAGAUAAUUGGGUUAAGAAUAUUUCAGAGGUUGAGGUCCCGGAUGAUGUCUUGAGGUUUCUCUCUUUAGGUUCGAAAUUUUCCGUGCCACCAAGUUGCAAUGAAAUCUCAGUCAAACGUUUAAUUGCUGAUGUAGAAACUAUAAUUAAAGUUGUACCAGAGAACGCAAAAAAUACUGUAAGAGCUAAGUUUACUAAUGUAUUGACUAAUUUUUUAAAACAACCGGCAAAGCGUAGCUAUAUAGACAUUUUGUUAAAAAAGACAAAAAAAUUUUUUAAGGAUCACGCUGAGUUGGUCGUUUCUAGGGCCGAUAAAGGGAAUGUGACAGUUAUUAUGUCUAAAGAUACAUACAUUCAAAAAUCAAACGAAAUUCUGAUGGAUCGGACCUAUUACGAGCGUCUCAGAUGUGAUCCUACAUCUACUUACCAACAAAAAGCUAACAAACUUGUCAAGUCAUUAAAAGAUCAAAAACAAUUAACAAAUGAGGUAGCCAAAACUUUAAAUAUAUAUAAUCAAACUUGUCCUAAAUUUUAUGGCUUACCCAAAAUACAUAAACCCCAAUUGUCCUUAAGACCGAUAAUUUCAUCAAUUAAUGCUCCGAACAGUAAACUGGCUUCAUUGUUGACUCAGGUUUUAACCAAAGCAUAUAAUAAGAAUAAUGAUUAUUUCACAGGUGAUUCAUUUGAGUUUUCUUCAUUUAUCAAUGACAAACAAUUACCUAAUAACUAUGUUCUUGUGAGCUUGGAUGUCGUCUCUUUAUUUAGUAAUAUUCCAUAUAAUUUGGUAGAAAAAAGUAUAAAAAAACAUUGGAACAGAAUUAGAAACCACACUGAUUUGUCACAAAUUAGUUUCUUAAAGAUACUUCAGUUUGUCUUUGAUACAACGUAUUUUAGAUUUAACAAUGAAUUUUACAAACAAAAAUUAGGUACACCGAUGGGUGCCAUCAUUUCUCCAAUAUUAGCUCAAUACGUUAUGGAUGACCUACUUGAGGUGUGCGUAGAUAAGCUGUCGUUUCAGUUACCAUUUCUGAAAAAAUAUGUGGAUGAUAUAAUUACUUCCAUACCUGAAAGUUGCGUGAGGGAAACUCUCACAGUGUUUAACAGCUAUGAUGCACACAUACAAUUUACAGUAGAGGAGGAAAUUGAUAAAAGCGUACCAUUUCUGGACACUAAAGUGAUCCGUAACAACGAUAACAAAAUUAUAUUAGAUUGGUACAUAAAACCGACCAGUUCGGGGAGAUAUAUGAAUUUCCACUCUUACCAUACAACGAAAACAAAAAUAAAUUUGGUCAUAGCAUUAAAGACACGAAUCGAGAGGAUUUCUCACCCAUCACUAAGACAAAAAAAUCUUAAUAAGCUUUACGACAUGCUGAUUAACAACUCAUACCCAAGUAGGUUAACUAAAAAAUUGUUAUAUAGCACGACCCCACUAAGAGCUCCAAACCCGCGGAACACGGGCGUCCACUCAGAUAGCCCAGAAAUGGACGAUCAGAGAUGUUUUUAUUUUUCAUUGCCAUACAUUAAAGAAUUAACGACCACACUCACAAAAAUUCUGAGAGCACAAACAAAUAUUAAGAUAGCAUAUAAACAAACAAAAACAUUGGGGAGUGUCUUUAGCAAACUAAAAGAUAAGGAUGAGGUACAAAAGAAUUCAGAAGUAAUUUAUAGCAUCCCCUGUAAUCAGUGUGAUCAGGUAUACAUAGGACAGACAUCGCGAGUACUUAAAGAUAGAAUUACGUCACACAAGAGUGAUUGCAGACUCAAUAAGAACACCUGUUCAUUAGCAACACACUCUAACCAAAUGGAUCACGAUGUUAACUUUGUUGGAGCGAAAAUUCUCCAUAGAGAGAGCAACUACAACAAAAGAGCAACUUUGGAAAUGGUGGAGAUCUUCUUGGAACCGAAAUCGGUCAAUAAAAGAUCUGACAUUGAUGGCCUCAGUGUGAUCUACUCUAAUGUCUUAACUUUACAACCAACCGUCAAUCGAAUGGCGUUUGCUGAUAAUAGUGUCGUCACAAUGUAAUUAUAAUUUAGAAAAAUAGUCCCAAGCCUCUAUACAUUAGGUGCCUUGUAAGCAAAAAGGAGGUAACAAAAGGAGAAAAAAAGAAAGGAAAAAAACUGGACGGCUGGCGGUAGUCAUACUAAUAAAACCUUUCCAUCAUUUGCGUUUUGCGUUUGAAGUAAAAUUCGUUUAAAUAAAAUGUAAUAACAAUUUCGUCUAGAUGGCUGCCCUCGGUUAUAAUAAUUAACGGUCGUAUUUGAUUCUUUCUGUUAUCCGGAUGAGUUUGGUGUUGGCCUAUAAUGGCACUGUAGCAGUAAGUACUUUAACUAGAAGACUUUAGUAUUAAAUAACUAAGAGCCGCUUUCAUAUUGUAGCCCCUGAAGAAGAAAAUAAACAUUUUCGAAAGCUUGGUGUAGCACAAAAGCCUUUUAUUUGAGCCCUCAU
This is a messenger RNA of Cylas formicarius (sweet potato weevil), 3096 nucleotides long. RefSeq lists its product as uncharacterized. The record is from RefSeq and is a predicted model, not a curated record. The coding region runs from base 130 to 2673 and encodes 847 amino acids. NCBI's taxonomy places the organism in Eukaryota, Metazoa, Arthropoda, Insecta, Coleoptera, Brentidae. The transcript is spliced from 2 exons.